AUGGGAACCGAUAACCCGCUACCGCUGCCCCACAUAUCGUCAUUGUCAGCGUUCUUUGCAUCUUUGGCUGAAUCUGACGCUAGUUAUGAUUUCCUAUCGUCUUACCAAGUUGAUCCAGCCAUACAGGACGAGAAGUGUUACCGUCAUUGUGCGAAACCAACCCUCGCUUCCCAGUGCUCGAGGUAUUCAAGCACUAGGGCCGGUUCUGGAAGUACCCACGAAUUUUCCGAGGGAUGUGUUCAUAAUGCAGCCAAGAAGUCCCAUGAUUCGUCAAUAAAAGCUCAGCCUAAAGCUCAGCUCGAAGACGAGUACAGCCAAAGUCAGCAUCAAAAAGUUGAUAGCCACCAAUUUGAAAUGGCCAUUCAUCCUGAAGGGUUACCAUAUUUUUAUCAAGACAAGUUCGUUACUUAUGAUAACGUGAAUGAUCCAAAUAUCAAGAAGCUUACGGUGGUGGCGGUUGCAUUUGUUUGCUAUAUGCUGAGAAAUAUGAAGGAUACUCAGAGCGACUUUGCGUUUCAUGAAGAAGUCGAGCUUUGUAUCGAACUGAAAACCACGAAUUAUCCACCCGAGUUCAACUACUACAUUGUAGAUCAUGCAAAACAGUCAAUAUUUUGGGCUGAUAUUCGAGAGCCUGAAAGUAUCAAAGAAAUAAAAGGAAUAGCUCGGGGUAGGUGA
Molecule: messenger RNA, 675 nt
Organism: Rhizoctonia solani
Lineage: Eukaryota; Fungi; Basidiomycota; Agaricomycetes; Cantharellales; Ceratobasidiaceae
Exons: 2
Coding region: 1-675 (224 amino acids)
Source: RefSeq, a predicted model, not a curated record